CAUAGCUAGACAGAACUACAACUAACUCCAUAUUCCUUACCAUUAGGAAACGUCUUGCAUCUCAAACAGGAAGUGACUGCAGCUCUGUCUCCAACAUGAGUCAGCAGUACGGAAGCUCUGAUGGACGAGGGAGGCCAAGCUCUCCUGCUCUCCACUGUGAGUCUGUGGAGAAGAGUGACCUAUCAAGCGCUCUGCACUUCAGAAAGGGAGACACCUCUCCUGAUCACAGUCCAGUGGAUGAGAAACCAGACUCACCAGUACCCAGCAGUGUGUCCAUGAGGAGUGAUGACUCAAAGGGUCUGAUCAUGGACGUGAAAGAUCCUGAGACAAGCAUCCAACAAGAACAAACAAUUCCUCCAUUCCUCAGCACAACAACAAACAAUGAGUUGUCUGCUGUAUUCGAGGAGCUUGAACACAAAGUUGUCACUUUCAUGAAGCAUGAACUGAUGAGACUCAAGAAGCUCCUGAGUCAUGAUUACCCAGAAUCCCCUUGUGAUGAUGAGGAGGAGGAUGAGGAGGACCAGAGAGAUGCUAGAGAUGGAGCUCUGAAGAUUGCAGUGCACAUCCUGAGGAACAUGAGUCAGGAGAUUCUUGCUCAGCAGCUGGAUAAAUAUGGAAUGUUCCCUAGAUGCCAACAAGAGCUUAAAUAUAGGCUAACAAAGAGGCUUCAGAGUGUAUCUGAAAGCAUCCCUAAGAAGGGAAAGCCUACCUUUCUGGAGACAGAGCUCUACAUGUCAGGUGGAGGAAGCCUAGAGGUCAAUGCUGAACAUGAAGUCAGACAGAUUGAGAGCAUCCAAGAGAAAUGUAACAAAGGGGACACACCAAUAAAAUGUACAGACAUCUUCAAGCCCUUACCUGGACAAGACAAACCCAUAAGAACUGUGCUGUCAAAGGGAGUGGCUGGCAUUGGAAAAACAGUCUCUGUGCAGAAGUUUAUUCUCGAUUGGGCUGAAGGGAAAGCCAAUCAAAAUAUCAAUUUAGUCUUUCCUCUUCCUUUUCGGGAGCUGAAUCUGAUGAAAGACAAACAUUUCACCCUUAUGGACCUGAUUCAUCAUUUCUUCAGUGAAACAAAAGACUUUGCCUUCUCCAAACCAGCCAGAUACAGCAUUGCCUUCAUCUUUGAUGGUCUGGACGAAAGCAGACUUCCUCUAGACUUUCAGCACAGAGAAUGCAUCUACAGUGUAACAGAAUCUGCCUCUGUGGAUGUCCUCCUCACAAACCUGAUCCAGGGGAAUCUGCUUCCCUCCGCGCUUAUUUGGAUCACCUCCCGACCGGCAGCAGCCAAUCAAAUUCCUCCUGAAUGUGUUGACCGGGUGACUGAAGUUGGGGGUUUUAAUGAUCCACAGAAGGAGGAGUAUAUCAGGAAGAAAAUCACAGAAGAGGAGCUGGCCAGCAGAAUCAUCACACACCUGAAGUCAUCCAGGAGCCUCUACAUCAUGUGCCAUAUUCCAGUCUUCUGUUGGAUGGUGACCACUGUUCUGGAGUGCAUCAUGGCUGAAGUAAAGAGUGGAGAAAUUCCAAAGUCUUUGACUCAAAUGUACACAAACUUCCUGAUCAUACAAACAAAACACAGGAGUCAGAAGUAUGGAACCCCUGAUGUGGAAGCACUCUGGAACCUGAGGUUCAUUCUGUCCCUGGGGAAACUGGCCUUUCAGCAGCUGGAGAAGGGCAAUCUGAUCUUCUAUGAAGAGGACCUGAGAGAGUGUGACAUUGGUGUGAUAGAAGCAUUUGUGUUCUCAGGAGUGUGCACUCAGAUCUUCAGAGAGGAGGCUGGGCUGUACCAGGGGAAAGUGUUCUCCUUUGUUCAUCUGAGUGUUCAAGAGUUUCUAGCAGCUCUAUAUGUGUUUUUGCAUUUUAGCAUGAGAGAGGGCGAUAUCUCUGACCAGCACCAAACUUCUCAACUUUAUUCACUGUUCAGUGCUAACAGACUUAAUGACCUACACCAUAUAGCAGUGGAUCUGGCCUUAAACAAUGAAAAUGGACACCUGGAUCUUUUCCUGAGGUUUCUUCUGGGCCUCUCGCUGGAGUCUAAUCAGAAACUCUUACAAGGCCUGCUGCCACAGAUCAGAAGCAGCUCACUGAACACAGAGGACACAGUCAAAUACAUCUAUGAGAAGAUCAGAGAAACCACCAACCCAGAGAGAUGCAUCAACCUGUUCCACUGCCUGAAUGAAAUGAAUGACCACUCUCUAGUGGAGGAGGUCCAGGGCUACUUGAGAAAGGGAAAUAAAGCUAGAGGGAAUCCCUCUCUUUCCCAGCUGUCAGCACUGGUCUUUGUGCUGCUGAUGUCAGACCAGGAACUGGAGGAGUUAAAGCUGUUGGACUAUGGUCUCCAUGCUGGAUCAGAUGAAGGUCUGCUGAGGAUGCUGCCAGUGGUUAAAGCAUCAAGAAAAGUCCAGAUGAGUUGGUGUGACCUCACAGAAAAGAGUUGUGCAGCUUUAGCUUCAACUCUCAGCUCAAACUCUUCCAACCUGAGACAGCUGGACCUGAGUGUCAACAAUCUGGGAGAUUCAGGAGUGGAGCUGCUUUCUGCUGGUCUGGAGCAUCCAAACUGUAGACUGGAGAAACUGGAGCUGUGGCGUUGUGACCUUACAGUAAAGAGCUGUGCAGCUUUAUCUUCAGCUCUCAGAUCAAACUCUUCCAGUCUGAUACAUCUGAACCUGAAUUACAAUAAUGUGGGAGAUUCAGGAGUGGAGCUGCUUUCUACUGGUCUGGAGCAUCCAAACUGUAGACUGGAGACACUAAAGCUGUGGAGUUGUAAACUCACAGAUGUGAGCUGUGCAGCUUUAUCUUCAACUCUCAGCUCAAACUCUUCCAGUCUGAGACAGCUGCAGCUGAGUGAAAAUAAUCUGGGAGAUUCAGGAGUGCAGCUGCUUUCUACUGGUCUGGAGCAUCCCAACUGUAGACUGGAGACACUGGAGCUGUGGGAUUGUAAACUCACAGGGAAGAGCUGUGCAUCUUUAUCUUCAGCUCUCAGAUCAAACUCUUCCAGUCUGAGACAGCUGGACAUCAGUUACAAUAAUAUGAGAGAUUCAGGAGUGGAGCUGCUUUCUGCUGGUCUGGAGCAUCCAAACAGUAAACUGGUGACACUAGAGCUUAAGGGUUGUGACCUCACAGAGAAGAGCUGUACAGCUUUAUCUUCAGCUCUCAGAUCAAACUCUUCCAGUCUGAGACAGCUGGACCUGAGUGGGAAUAAUCUGGGAUAUUCAGGAGUGAAGCUGCUUUCUACUGGUCUGGAGCAUCCCAACUGUAGACUGGAGAUACUGAAGCUGAGGGGUUGUAACUUUACAGGCAAAAGCUGCACAGAUUUAUCUUCAGCUCUCGACUCAAACUCUUCCAGUCUGAGGCAUCUGGACCUGAGUAACAAUAAUCUGGGAGAUUCAGGAGUGGAGCUGCUUUCUGCUGGUCUGGAGCAUCCAAACUGUAGACUGGAAAAACUGGAGCUACGGAAGUGUAACCUCACAGUGAGGAGCUGUUCAUCUCUAGCUUCAGCUCUCAGAUCAAACCCCUCCAGUCAGAGAGAGCUGGACCUGAGAAACAACACACUGCAGCAGUCUGGAGUGGAGCUGCUCUCUGCUCUACAGAGAGACCCUACAUAUAAACUGACUGAACUAAUGUAUUAACUGGGGAGAAAUCAAGCAUCCAUCAGUGUGACUGGUACCAAUACCAGUCUCAAUACCAGAUGAUCAUCCAGCUGCCCCACACAUCAGCACUAUGUUUCUUUAUGUUUACUGCUAUUUCAAAGGAUUUAUUUUGUUAUGAAGUGAUGCAUUGAUUAACAUUUAUAUUUAUAUUUAAAAACUUUAUGAUUAUUUAGCCAUACAG
Alosa alosa (allis shad) is the source of this 3825-nucleotide messenger RNA. RefSeq names its product NACHT, LRR and PYD domains-containing protein 14-like. Gene Ontology annotation, molecular function: protein binding. The record is from RefSeq and is a predicted model, not a curated record. NCBI's taxonomy places the organism in Eukaryota, Metazoa, Chordata, Actinopteri, Clupeiformes, Clupeidae.